AUGGAUCCCAGAUCCUCUGAUAAGGCCUUGACGGCCACCCAAGCUUCUCCCACUUCUCAUGAGCACCCUGGUGUUCGCUUUGCUCCUACAGUUGAGGAAAUCGCGCCAGCCACAGCACUGAACUCAAGCACCCCUAUCCCAAGGAUAACCGCUCCGAUUCAAGCUCCAGCCCCCGGCCAAUUCGAUCUCCACGGAGACUUUCCAAGGGAGCGACGUCUUUCCCACUUUCACUUUGAGCCUGUUUCUCUUCCCGCAUCGAGGACGACAUCAGUAGAAGGCAGCCCUACGAAGGCGCACCAUGACGAUAUGAUUUCCGGUAUCUCGAGCCACAAUCAACAAGCCAUGCAGUCCCCUCCCUUGACGCCGGCGGGAACCGCUGGCUAUUCGAUUCCCCGAGAAGCGACUCACCCCGAUCCCGAAAAGGGCCCCCAUGGCAUCCGCGAGCCCCAGCUGAUUACGCCUCAGCACUCCAGCUCCGUUGACGAACAGUCGGAGAAGACGCUAGCGAUGCGACACCAACCCGACCACAAAUCGCACCGAAAGGGCAUCUUUUCCUUCGGGGGCGAGUCCAGCAAUGGAUCCACGAGCGUUUCGCGCGAUGCUAGUCCCUCGAGGGCUUCGGAACUCUAUUCCCGGCCCGUAACACCGGCGGUGGGCGACGUUGAUGGCCCGUAUGCCGCCAAGAAUCGGCGGCAGCAGGCACAUCCAUCAAAUAAACGAUCGUUUGGGAAGGAACACAAAACUGGCUCCUUUGCCACUCUCAAACGAUUCUUUAAGCGAGCUGUCUCUGGAGAAACCACCAAACAUGACGCCUCCCACUCUUCCCGCAAGAAGCCCGGCAAAAAGACGCCGCCAACGUCAUCUUCCGGCGAAACCGCACCCUUCUCGGACGACCACCUCCUCGAGGCCAAAUAUGGCAAAAUUGACCGUGUGCUCGGCUCCGGCGCCGGAGGUAGUGUCAUGCUCAUGAAGCGCGAUGACGGUAGGGUUUUUGCAGUCAAGGAGUUUCGCCAGAGGCAGGCGCGCGAGUCGAAACGUCGCUACACGAAGAAGAUUACGGCUGAGUUUUGCGUCGCCUCCGCUCUUCACCACAGCAAUGUGAUUGAGACGAUGGAUAUUGUCGAAUCUCGGGAUCGCUGGUUCCAGGUCAUGGAAUUUGCCCCUACGAUCUCUUUUCCAUCGUCAUGUCUGGGAAGAUGUCCCGCGAGGAGCUGUGGCGUGGCGCAUCGCGACCUAAAAUUGGACAAUGUGGUGGUCACCAAGGGUGGCAUUAUGAAGAUCAUUGAUUUCGGUAGUGCCCACGUCUUCCAGUACCCUCACGAGACCGCCAUCCAGUACGCUGAAGGCGUUGUAGGGUCAGACCCUUAUAUGGCCCCAGAGGUAUACGAUCCGAACACCAAGGCCUACGAUCCCCGUGCCAGCGAUGUCUGGUCGUUGGCCAUCAUCUUCUGCUGCAUGACGCUCAAGCGAUUCCCUUGGAGGAUCCCAGCUGCGGCACAGGACAAGUCCUUCCGGCUCUUCACAUCCCCACCCUCCGUGGGUCAUGACCCUAGGCACCUUCUCCUCCACUCCAAGUCCUCUGCCAACCUAAGCAAGAAGCCCAAUGAGGCGGAAUCCACACCUUCAAGCCCAGAUGACCACGCACGCGGGAGGGACGAGGGUGCCAAUGGCGAUGCCAAGCAGCGAUCCCAGUCGCAAGGUGCCGAGGCGACGGAGAAGCGUGAGGUCAUUUCAGGGCCCUGGAGGAUCUUGCGGCAGCUUCCGCGAGAGACCCGGCACAUUGUCUGGCGCAUGCUCGAAGUCGAUCCCAAAAGCGUGCAAAGAUGGAAGAGAUUAUCCGGGACCCAUGGAUCGCCGACACAGUUAUCUGCCGAGAAACGGAACUCGGCCAAGUCAUUCACGCUCCCGGGCAUAAGCAUACGUUAA
Parascedosporium putredinis is the source of this 1926-nucleotide messenger RNA. Lineage: Eukaryota; Fungi; Ascomycota; Sordariomycetes; Microascales; Microascaceae. The record is from the annotation of a GenBank genome assembly.